Molecule: messenger RNA, 3809 nt
Organism: Toxotes jaculatrix (banded archerfish)
Lineage: Eukaryota; Metazoa; Chordata; Actinopteri; Toxotidae
Product: ras-related protein Rab-37-like
Exons: 9
Coding region: 136-870 (244 amino acids)
Cellular component (GO): Golgi apparatus; endosome
Molecular function (GO): GTPase activity; GTP binding
Source: RefSeq, a predicted model, not a curated record
CAAAGGAGGAGCUUGUUGAGGAGAAGGGUGAUCCACAGAGAGGGAGAGAGGGGGGAUCUGCGUGGUUCGGUUUCUCAGUCUCUCUUCUCCUCACCAGGCUCCUCCGUUGUACCAGCGCGCAGGGAGGACGGCAGCAUGGAGCGGAUGGAGUCGAUGGAGCCGAUCUCGGCGUACUACACCACAGCUUACCCGGAGAUCCAGCCCGAUAGCGGCUACGGAUCCAGAGAGACCACCGACGGCCAGGCAAAGACUCCACCAGCUCGAACGUAUGACGAGGAAUUGGUGCACAAGACAAUCCUGGUCGGGGACAGUGGAGUGGGGAAAACGUCUCUGUUGGUGCAGUUCGAUCAGGGCAAGUUCAUUCCCGGCUCCUUCUCUGCCACAGUGGGCAUCGGAUUCACGAAUAAAGUGGUGACUGUGGACGAUGUAAAGGUCAAACUACAGAUUUGGGAUACAGCAGGACAGGAGAGGUUCAGAAGUGUGACACAUGCAUAUUACAGAGAUGCACACGCCUUGCUCCUCCUGUAUGACAUCACCAGCAAAUCAUCCUUUGACAACAUUAGGGCAUGGUUAACUGAGAUCCAUGAGUAUGCACAGAACGAUGUAGUCAUCAUGUUGCUGGGCAACAAGACUGACGUGAGCAGUGAUAGAGCAAUCAGGAGAGAUGAAGGAGAGAGGCUGGCCAGAGAGUAUUCAGUUCCCUUUAUGGAGACGAGUGCCAAGACUGGAGUCAACGUAGAGCUGGCCUUCACUGCUGUGGCCAAGGAGCUGAAACACCGAGCUGUCCAGCACCCCAACGAACCCAAGUUCCAGAUCCACGAAUACAUUGAAUCGCAGAAGGAGAAGUCAGGCUGCUGCAGCUACUUCUAAAUCUCACCUCCUGAGUCCUCCCACCACCACCACCACCACCACUCUGGGUGAAUAGACUGUCAGAGACACGCAGAGAGUUACUGAGUGGGAGGAAGUCCUAAUAACUCACUGCUGCUCCCAAAAUAUGAUGCUGCCAUUCAUUCAAGACUAAAAGCCAAAAGUAGAUCAGUGGAAUCAGAGAAGGAUAAACCAAGUUUCAAACUCACAAAACUGAGUUUUGAGCUGAGAGCAGCUUCCUUAACUCUUUAAUGUGAGAUUUAUCAUUAUGAGCUAUUUGUAGUAGACAUUUUAGGGGAAAAAUAUAAAAAUAAUUAUUCAAAUCAUAUGAGAAUAUAGCCUUACAGUGUCAUAUUUGCUUUCUUUAUGAGAGUGAGAGGCAAAGAUCAAUACCACAUGGGUGUGUGUGUUACAGAGUACAGAGCUGGAGCCAAGAUGUGGGUAGAUCAGCUUAGCAUACACACUGAAGGUAGGAGGACACAUCUAGUCCAGAUAACCCAUCACAGUGUCAGUGGUUGGAUUCCCAGCUGGGUGGGGGGGGCUUAGUUGCAUGUAGUGUCUCGCUCUGCUCUUGUUUCCUCGUGUCUUCCUCAAGACUGUCAACUGUCAAAUCAAGUCAAGAUCCCCACCAGAAAAAAAAACACUUAUACAAAUAGAUCUGUUCUGAAGUGACACUAACAAGCUACUUGAGAGAAUUUGUGGCAUUCUCAUAAUGUAGAUUGCUAAUAUCAGGGCAGAAUGCUAACAUUUGCUAAAACACAAAGUACAGCUGAGGCUGUUAAAUAAACACCAGUUAAUACAGUUCAUCCCAGUGGGACAUGAAUUUUUGAAAAUAGUUGUUCAGACAUUUCACUAGAAAAUGAAUGUCUGUAUAAAAUUUCAUGUUCACCUAUCCAGUGGUUGUUGAGAUGUUUCAGCCUCAGCCAAAGUGGCGCCGACUGACUGACAGACCAACAUUGACAUCACACUAGCAUUGCUAAAAUACACCUAGCAGUCCCUAGUCGGCAGUAGUGGUCACUCAUUGUAUCUUGAAAUGUAAAACAGCAAUGUGGGAUUUUUUUUUUUUUUAGCUGCAACUGUUUCUUGCUGUGUAGGCCUACAGCUGAUGUUUACUCAGAAAUAGUUUUCACUUGGUUCCAGCUGUUUUGCUAAGCUAUUCUAACUGCCUCCUGGCUCUAGCUUUUAAGUUAGCUUACAGAUAUAAGGGUUGUAUUAACUGUCUCAUCUAACGCUCAGCAAGAAAGCAAAUGACAAUUUUCCAACAUGUCUUUAAGGAAAUAUAUAUUUAAUUCUUUCCUGAAGGGGAUUUUUGUUUAUAUUUUUGAUAUCAUUGACACCUAACAUUUAAUUUAGCAUACCAUCAUUCCUGAUGUAGGAACAACGUAGUUCUAUAAAUGCAUAAUUUAGCCAAAGUGGAAAAUAUUGUUGAGAACACACAACACAGUCUCUGCUGACUUAUACAAGUUUGGAUCCCCUUCGAAACAUCAACAUUGCUGCAACUUUGUCUAUCAUGCAAUCUACCAACAAGAUCCAGACAAAGGCCAUACACUGUGUCAUGGAUGCAAUUCAAAGCCAAGUACAUGGACAAAAGCCCUGUCUGUCUGCGACCGCGUCAGACCGGUUCAUUCUUGACAAACUGAUGUCGAUAAGUGACAGUUGGCUGCUGCUGAAUUCUCACUGAGUCAGAGAAAAGCCGAUGGACUCAGCUGGAGAAAAAAACUAAUGUGCUCUGGUGAAUUUAAAUCUAUUUCUGAACAUGCAGAGGAACAUUUCAGUGAUUUAAAAAAAAAAUUUAGUCAUCCGAAAUGUGUUUCUAGCUGCAGAUUGCUGCAUAAUAUGAAUAUGAGCUACUUGACAAAUACCUGUGGUUGGAUUUCCAAUUUCGUCCUUCAUUUAGGAGACACCUGUGUAUUUGUGAGUGAGUGAACAGAUUUUUGACAUUAUUUAUUGACGUGUUGGCUCCUAAAAAAAAUAUAUAUAUAUAUAUAUAUAUAUAUUUUGCUUUAAUGGCCUGAUUAUGAACUUCAGUUUAAAGCUCAGUUGCAUGCUUGCUGGAAUGCAUGUACCAAAUCUGUGUGCAGUGCCUCCAACAUAUGAAACUCUAUUUAUAUUUGCAUCAAGAACAUAGAAAUAUGAACUACUAAUUAGCAUAUCUAAUCAAAUUUUAACUCACUUCUCAGGGUUAAGUAUUGUUUUGACAUACAAGACCUAGUAUUAAAUAAGUCCAGAUUAACAUAUUAAAGCUGCAGUAAUUGAUUCAAAUUGCCUCAAAAAUAUAUAUAUAUUUUAGUGAACGUGUUGGCAACUGCCUACUUACACAUCCAGCAGACACAGAGACACACAAGCAUUUAUUUAGAGUUGAGUUUCUGGCUGCCAAAUAAAUGUAAUGUUAAUAUUCACUCCCCCUUUACCUGUGUUUCAGUCUCCACCCGCUCCUGUGAUACACAUCUGGUUCUUUAGCUGAUAAAUGCUAUGCUUCGUUCAGCAGCUAGUUACUGACUUUGUCUGUGCGCUGAUUGUUGUUGUCGGGCGGGUACUGUAUAAGGGUUUUUGCAAUACAACUACUUAAAAGAGGCAACACCUAUCAACCUUUUACACACUCAUUUGAUCCACUGAUAAUAUUAUUGAUUAAUGCAGCUUUAAAGCUCUACUGAUGUCACAACAAAGGCUUUAUGUUCAGGUUUUAACUGUCACACAGGUGAGUUUAUGAACUUCUGUUUGACAACAGUAUGCAAUGCUCCUCUGCAAAUAUUUCAUAUCGAUCAGUUAUCGUAUGCUCUGAGUCAGCUUGGACAGCUCAGGUCUAUUACAGUUUAUAAAUCUAUAUAAUUGUUCAGACUGUGGCCAUUAGACUUUAUAUACACUGAAGAGUUGUUAGUUGUCAGACUGUGCUGCCAAAAGUUGUUUUUGAUGUGUUGUAUGCUCCAUAAAAAAAAUAAACU